CCCAAGAAAAGAAAAUAUCUCUUUGUUUAACAGCACCUUCAUAUUUCCCAAGUGCAACAUUGCCAAUAAGUUCCAACUAAAGAUGGGAGAACCAACAAAAAGGUAUGCAGUGGUGACAGGAUCAAACAAAGGAAUUGGAUUUGAGAUAGUAAGGCAGUUAGCUUCAGAUGGAAUCAAAGUUGUGCUGACAGCAAGAGAUGAGAAAAGAGGUCUUCAUGCUUUGGAAACACUCAAAGCUUCUGGUCUUUCAGAUUUUGUUUUAUUUCAUCAACUAGAUGUUGCUGAUGCUUCAAGUGUAGCAUCUCUUGCAGAUUUUGUCAAAUCCCAUUUUGGCAAACUUGAUAUUCUGGUUAACAAUGCUGGGAUUAGCGGGGUUGAAGUUAAAGACCGUGAUUUAUUCACUUCUGCAAUCAUGACGAGUGGGGCACUACCUGAUGAAGAAUUGAGAAGGGCAGUAACACAAACAUAUGAGUCAGCUAAAGAAUGCAUUCAAAUAAAUUAUUAUGGGGCAAAAAGAGCAUUUGAAUACCUUCUUCCCCUCCUUCAAUUAUCUGAUUCACCAAGAGUAGUCAAUGUAUCAUCAUUUUUGGGCAAGAUAGAGUUAGUAUCAAAUGAAUGGGCUAAAGGAGUCUUCAGUGAUGUUGAAAACCUUACAGAAGAAAGAAUAGAUGAAGUGUUAGAGGAGUUUAUCAAAGAUUUUGAAGAAGGUUCCUUAGAAAGUAAAGGUUGGCCUAGGUUUGCAGCUGCCUAUACUGUUGCUAAAGCUUCUAUGAAUGCCUAUACAAUAAUUCUUGCAAAGAAAUAUCCGAAUUUCUGCAUCAAUUGUGUUUGCCCUGGUUAUGUUAAGACUGAUAUGACUACUAAUACUGGUAUAUUGACAGUUGAAGAAGGAGCUACAAAUCCUGUUAGGUUAGCACUACUUCCCAAAGGUAGUCCAUCUGGCCUUUUCUAUAGUCAGAACGGAAUCGCUUCAUUUUGAUUAAUAUUAUUUAGAGAAUGUUCACAAGUGUCCUUAGGGUAGUGUUUACGUAAUCCAAAUUGGUAGUUUUUGUAGAGAAAAUGAUGUAUUUAAUACUUUGAUUGAUGUUUGACUUGUAUCUCCAAGACAAAUUUUCAUUUUUUCUUAAUUCCUUAAACAAUUUCCUUACAGCA
Medicago truncatula (barrel medic) is the source of this 1152-nucleotide messenger RNA. Its product is annotated as (+)-neomenthol dehydrogenase. The record is from RefSeq and is a predicted model, not a curated record. The coding region runs from base 83 to 979 and encodes 298 amino acids. The transcript is spliced from 5 exons. NCBI's taxonomy places the organism in Eukaryota, Viridiplantae, Streptophyta, Magnoliopsida, Fabales, Fabaceae. Gene Ontology annotation, cellular component: membrane. Gene Ontology annotation, molecular function: oxidoreductase activity, acting on the CH-OH group of donors, NAD or NADP as acceptor.